Selaginella moellendorffii is the source of this 1739-nucleotide messenger RNA. Its product is annotated as aldehyde dehydrogenase family 3 member H1. Gene Ontology annotation, cellular component: cytoplasm. Gene Ontology annotation, molecular function: aldehyde dehydrogenase (NAD+) activity. The record is from RefSeq and is a predicted model, not a curated record. The coding region runs from base 45 to 1664 and encodes 539 amino acids. NCBI's taxonomy places the organism in Eukaryota, Viridiplantae, Streptophyta, Lycopodiopsida, Selaginellales, Selaginellaceae. Gene Ontology annotation, biological process: aldehyde metabolic process. The transcript has 10 exons.
AUGGGGGAGGAGGAGGAAGAACAGGAGCAUCGUGCUGAGCGAUCAUGGCGGCAGUGCCCGGAAAGAUCCCGGCCAGUCAGCGUGCUGUUGCUUUCGGUAAGCUGGGCCUACUCUCACGGGCGUCUUGUUGUCGUUCUCGCGCGGCGCGAUUUCGUCCUGGCUACCUCUCCCUCUCACCUCGACGAGGUCUCGCGGCCGCCACUUGCACUGCGUCAGUCGCCAUGGAUCCACUGCAAACCGAUCGCCUGGUCGCGGAGCUGCGCGAUGAGUUCCGGAGCGGGCGGACGCGCCCCAUGGAUUGGCGCGCGGCGCAGCUCCGCGCCAUGCUACGGAUGAUCGAUGAGCGGGAGGGGGAGAUCAUCGAGGCGCUGGAUCGGGAUAUCGGGAAGCCAGCGUACGAGACAUAUGUUGCGGAGCUCUCCACGAUAGCCAAUUCGUGUACGAAUGCUCUGAAACAUCUCAGGAGCUGGAUGGCUCCAGAGAAGGUCUCUACAUCGAUGAUCAGCUUUCCUUCAUCCGGAGAAAUCGUCCCAGAGCCCCUCGGCGUUGCGCUCGUUAUCUCUGCCUGGAACUUCCCUUUUCUGCUGUCUCUGGAUCCCGUCAUCGGUGCCAUCUGUGCUGGGAACGCGGUGGUCUUGAAACCAUCGGAGCUUGCACCGGCCACUGCUGCUUUGCUUGCAAAACUGGUUCCUUUGUACUUGGACAAGAAGGCCAUUCGCGUUGUAGAAGGAGGUGUUCCGGAGACAACAGCUCUUCUGGAUCAGCAGUGGGACAAGAUUUUCUACACUGGGAGCACGCGUGUGGGCAAGAUAGUCAUGGCUGCUGCUGCCAAGAAUCUGACACCGGUGGUGUUGGAGCUGGGGGGAAAGUCCCCGGUUCUUGUUGAUUCCAAUGUAGAUGUCAAGGUGACUGCGAGGAGAAUUGCUCUUGGGAAAUGGGGUAACAACAACGCACAAGCUUGCAUCUCUCCCGAUUAUAUCCUUGCUGACGAAUCGGUGGUACCAAAAUUGAUAACUGCCAUCAAGGAGUGUUUGCUUGAAUUCUAUGGGGAUGAUCCAAGCAGGUCCAAGGACAUCGCUCGCGUCGUCAAUGGCUCUCACUUUGAACGCCUCACGGGCCUCUUGGACGAGGACGGGGUGAAAGACAAGAUAGUGUUUGGAGGAGCACGGGACUCAAACAAGCUGUUCAUCGCUCCCACUGUUAUCCUCGAUCCUCCCGCGGACAGUGCCGUCAUGACGGAGGAGAUUUUUGGACCACUGCUGCCCGUCAUCCCGGUUGACUCCAUGGAAUCCGCCAUGAGCUUUGUAAACACGAGGCCCAAACCUCUGGCCCUCUAUCUCUUCACUCGCGACAAAGCUCUGGAGAAGAAGGUGGUCAGCGAAACAUCAGCGGGAGGCAUGGUUGUCAAUGACACUGUUUUACAUUUUGUCACCGAGACAAUGCCUUUCGGUGGCGUCGGGCACAGUGGAAUGGGGGCGUACCAUGGCAAGUUCUCUUUCGAUGCUUUCAGCCACAGAAAGGCCGUUUUGUACCGAGGCUUCUGGGCGGACAUGGCGUCGCGAUAUCCUCCUUACACCAUUGCCAAGCAAAAUUUUGUAAGGAAUUUUCUUCAAGGGAACUAUCUGGAAGCGAUCAAGGCCUUACUCCAAAAUCUAAGAUCAUGAUAGAUCCUCUAUACUGCGGAACUCAACUUUAUAAUUUUAAAUGUUGAAAGUUUUGAUAGGAUAUCAUAUGCUUUC